Molecule: messenger RNA, 2619 nt
Organism: Ictidomys tridecemlineatus (thirteen-lined ground squirrel)
Lineage: Eukaryota; Metazoa; Chordata; Mammalia; Rodentia; Sciuridae
Source: RefSeq, a predicted model, not a curated record
CCCUCUGCGCGUGGCGCAGGGUGGCCGAGGGUCGGGUCCCAGCGGCCGGCCCGGCGGCCCCUCUCUGGCUUAGCACGCCCGACAGCACUAACUCGGCGGUGCCCGGCCAAGCAAAUCUUUUGUCCCUGGCGGCGCUGAGCCAGCAGGGCGCCGCCGGGUAUAUACUGAGUCCGGUGGAGGACGGCGGCGCACCAUGGCGCAGCGCUCCGGGAAGAUCACUCUCUACGAGGGCCAGCACUUCACAGGCCGGAAGCUGGAGAUCUUCGGGGACUGUGACAACUUCCAGGACCGAGGCUUUAUGAACAGAGUGAACUCCAUCCGGGUAGAGAGUGGCGCCUGGGUCUGCUUUGAUCACCCCGAUUUCCGGGGCCAGCAGUUCAUCCUGGAGCAUGGUGACUACCCUGACUUCUUCCGCUGGAACGGCCACAAUGACCACAUGGGCUCCUGCCGGCCUGUAGGAAUGCAUGGGGAGCAUUUCCGGCUAGAGAUCUUCGAGGGCUGCAACUUCACGGGCCAGUGCCUGGAGUUCCUGGAGGACUGCCCCUUCCUGCAGAGCCAGGGCUGGACCAGGAGCUGCGUCAACGCCGUCAAGGUCUACGGGGAUGGAGCGUGAGUGGCAGCCAGGGCUGCUGGUCUCCCUGUGGCCCAGAAAGGCCUCAGUGAGGGACACUGGGCCCCAAACAGCUGUCAGAACCCUGCGUGUUCUGUCCUUGGCCGCCCCCUGCAGACGCAGGUUUCCUUCUGAUCAGCUGAGGGCAGCCCGUGCUCCCUGUGCCCUCCCCUUGUGUAAAGUGUCCCUGGCCUGAGACUUUCCAGUUGACCAUCUCUCUAACCUUUGCUUGGGUAGAUAUCGUCCCCAUUUUACAGAGGAGCAAACUGAGACUGGAAGGCUAACUUGGCCCUGGAGAGAGGCCCUGCUGGGAUUGCAGUCUGCUUUCCAGAGCCUGUGCCCCCAGCCCCUCCCCUCAGGAGAAGAGCCCCAGGCCCAGUCCUGCCUCCCUCUAUGGCUGGUCCAGAAACUUGGCUCUUGUUGAAGAAGCUAAGGAGUCUUCUGUAUUUCUGAGGCUUGGCCUCAGGGACCCUCGUGAGGUGUCGGGAGGGACUGAAGGAGACCCAGACUGAGCUAUAGGUACUAUCUACCUUUCUUCAGGGAGGUGUGACUUGGUUUGAGGAGUUGGUGACAUCUGGGAGUCCAGGGGUAGAAUUUCAGAACAACUCACCCUGGAAAUUUUGCUGGCUAAGUUGUGCCAUGAGGCCAAGACACACCUGGGCAUGCUAAAUGCCCUGAGACCCAGGACACUGUCCCGCCUCUCCACAGCCUGGAGACUUCAGGGCUGUGGAGGAACAGGUGGGGGAGGCAGGGGCUUGCGUUGUUUGACUGUCGGGGCAUAGAUCUUGAAUCCAGUGCCCUCGGAGGGGACAUCUUGGUGGCCAGGAAGCUAACCAGAACUGAAAUGGUAGACUCCCUGUGUGGACCCAGAGCACACUUCUCCUUUACCUCUUGUGUCUUUAAUUCAUUUUUUUCUUUCUUCUGCGGUGCUGGGGAUGGAACCCACACAUGCUGGGCAAGCGCUCUAUCACUGAGCCACGUUCCCAGGCCCUGUGACUUGUAAGCCCUCUUCAAGGGGCAGCUGCAUGGGUGGCGAUGCUGGAUGCCCUGGGUCUGGAUGGUGACACUCCACAGAGCCUUUCCUGGGACCUGGGUGAUGGGAGGCUGGGUCCCUCCAUUUCCCGCAGGACAAGAGCGUUCCCUCUGGGUUCCAUGCAGUUCCAGUUGGCCUGUCCCUCGUCCCAUGUCCUGGAGGGCACUUGGAGGGAAAUACACUGGCAUUUCUGCCACUUCCACUUCCCAUCUCCUAACAGCUGAGCCUCAGGGCUGGGAGGUGUUGCCAAAGUAGAGCACUUGCCCGGCCCGUGUCAGGCCCUGGGUUCAAUCCCCCGCAGCCCCCCUGCCCUCUGAGAGAAGAAUGAGCCCUUUGCCUUCCUCUCUCUGCCUCCUCCCCAACUGGCUGGGCUCGGAGGGGGGAGCUUGCUGUGACGCCCAGCCCUCUCCCUGCCCUUUAGUUUGGGGGAGGUCCACCUGAGCCCCAGGGUGGCUCAAGACACUGCUUGGGCCUUUCCAGCUGCUGCUAGGGGGCCGGGGCUGGCCCACUCACUCUGAGCUGCAGCUGUGGGGUGGGAGGUCUUGCGGCACCAGGCUGUCCCCCAGUAGGUGCCCCCUCCCUGCUCACACUCUCCGCCUCCCUCCCUCUUCAUGGCCAUUACCGACCCUGACUCUCCCAACAGUGGACUGCCCCAGGCACCAGGUGUGGGGUCAGGAGAGUGGCGGGAGCAGACAGUGGGGAGGAGGGCCCUGCGGCCUUGGGCCCUCACUCUCCUUCCCUGACCUCAUCUGUAGGCUGGGCUCAGGCUAGAAGGGCUGUGUCCAUGGGGAAGAAGCUCCUUCAACAGCAAAGUGCUUUCAGGGUGGUGGGCAAGAAUUACUGGGGUCCAAGUGGGCACUCAUUGCAAAGAGGCAGGGUCGGAGUCCAGGCCACAUGGACCCCCAAAGACAGAGCUGUCUGUGCGCCCCUUGUGGGAGGCCCAAGAGGAAGCUGCCCAAGGCCACUGCCUGUCCCU